AUGGCCUACCUUCAGGACGAUCCACCUUUGCCACCGUUAGCUACUCUAUUUCCCUAUCUCGAGCAUGAUCCGGUGGAGCUACCGGCUGGGCUUGACCCUUUCACGGUGACUACCUCAACAGGGUUCUUGCCAUCGCGGUCUCCACUAGUUGACCUCCCUCCCACGUUUGAUGCUCUCUCGCAGAUCGUCAGAGAAAUGCCGGUCACGAAAGAAGAUGGCCACCCUGGCUUGCUUGCAGAGUACAAACUUGGCCCAUUGAUUGACUCUGGUGCCCUCCCGGAUCUUACAGACGCUGUGAGGGAUAUCAUCGCCGCCGAAAAUCCUGACUUGGAGAUCGUUACCGCUCUCUUCCGCGACUACAGCUUUCUGGCAUCAUCUUUUCUUCUCGAACCCUGCUGGGAGACCUGGAGUAAGAAUCACACUGCUGGCUACGGGCUUGGUCGACAGACGCUUCCCCGCUGCAUUGCUGGUCCCUUGAUGCGUACCGCCGAAGUGCUGGACAUUCCUGCCUUUAUGAGCUACGCAGCCAGCUAUGCUCUCUAUAACUACAAGCUCGUGGACCCCAAGCUCGGCACGUCUGUCUACUCCAACCUGCGCCUGAUACGUGGAUUCGAGAAUGGCCUGGAUCCCACUUCAUCCGAAGCCGGCUUCAUCCUGACGCACAUUCACAUGGUACAAGAGACAGGUCCACUCGUUGACGGUGCUGUGUCUCUGCUCAAGGCAGUCGAGGCCGACGACGUCAGCGCUGGAAAAGCUAGUCUUCAAACCAUGCUCAAAGCCAUGCAUCGCAUCGAGGUAUCAAUGGAAAACAUGUGGUCGCAUUCACUUCCAAAGGACUACAUCAGCUACCGUACCUUCAUCUUCGGCAUCACCAAUCAGAGCAUGUUCCCCAACGGCGUGGUUUACGAGGGCGAAAACAACGGCAAGCCACUUUUCUUCCGUGGUGAGUCUGGCGCCAACGACUCUAUCAUCCCGCUGCUUGACCAUCUAUGCGAGAUCCCUAUGCCCAAGAACCCGCUCAUGGAUAUCCUGGUUGACUUCCGGAACUAUCGGCCUAAGCCACAUCGCACCUUCCUUGCGUAUGUCAUGAGCAAGGCAGCAGAGCUAGGGGUGCGGGCGUUCUGCGUGAAAGAUAUGCAGCUCGCCCAGCUGUAUUUGAAGCUGCUGGAUCAUGUGCGCAGCUUCCGGUGGCGGCACUGGCUGUUUGCGAGAGAGUACAUCAUUAAGAGAACAAGCCAUCCAACAGCAACGGGUGGUAGCCCGAUUGUGACGUGGUUGCCGAACCAGCUGAUGGCGGUAAUGGAUUUGAUGGAGAGCGUGUACAGGGACAGUGGGCUUGAAGAUAAGGCGAGAGCAGGAGACUCGGAGGAGUGGAAGUUCGUAAAGGGUCUGAUGGCGAAUGUCGAGGAGCAGCACGUGAAAUUGGAUCGGGAGGUGAAGAAGUACUGUGAGGAGAGGGGCGUCUGA
Messenger RNA from Cyphellophora europaea CBS 101466, 1467 nucleotides. RefSeq lists its product as uncharacterized. Gene Ontology annotation, molecular function: heme binding; metal ion binding. Bases 1 to 1467 code for a protein of 488 amino acids. The record is from RefSeq and is a predicted model, not a curated record. NCBI's taxonomy places the organism in Eukaryota, Fungi, Ascomycota, Eurotiomycetes, Chaetothyriales, Cyphellophoraceae. The transcript has a single exon.